Molecule: messenger RNA, 1666 nt
Organism: Molossus molossus (Pallas's mastiff bat)
Lineage: Eukaryota; Metazoa; Chordata; Mammalia; Chiroptera; Molossidae
Product: endoplasmic reticulum lectin 1-like
Biological process (GO): endoplasmic reticulum unfolded protein response; retrograde protein transport, ER to cytosol
Cellular component (GO): endoplasmic reticulum lumen
Source: RefSeq, a predicted model, not a curated record
AUGGAGGAAGGAGGCCACGGCGUGCAGAGUCUGGUCCCAGGUGGACCGGUGUAACUGGUCCUCUGUGGCCUCCUAGAGGCGUCCAGCAGCCGAGCGCUCCCCCAACUCAGCAAUGACAUCCUUUUCGUAGUCAACUGGCCCGGCACUGAGUUCUCUCUGCCUACAACUGGAGUUUUGUGUAAAGAAGAUAAUUAUGUCAUCAUGACAACUACACAUAAAGAAAAAUAUAAAUGCAUUCUUCCUCUUGUGAUAGGUGGGGAUGAGGAAGAAGAAAAGGAUUAUAAAGGCCCUAAUCCAAGGGAUUUAUUGGAGCCACUAUUUAAACAAAGCAGUUGUUCCUACAGAAUUGAGUCUUAUUGGACUUAUGAAGUAUGUCAUGGAAAACAUAUUCGGCAGUACCAUGAAGAGAAAGAAAGUGGUCAGAAAGUAAAUAUUCACAAGUACUACCUUGGAAAUAUGUUGGCUAAGACCCUUCUGUCUGAAAAAGAACACAAAGCAGAAGAAAAGGAAAAAUCAAAAGAGAUUCCUAAAAAUAUCAAAGGUCAGAUGACACCCUACUAUCCUGUGGGAAUGGGAAAUGGUACACCUUGUAGUUUGAAACAGAACCGGCCCAGAUCAAGUACUGUGAUGUACAUAUGUCAUCCUGAAUCUAAGCAUGAAAUUCUGUCAGUAGCUGAAGUUACAACUUGUGAAUAUGAAGUUGUCAUUUUGACACCACUCUUGUGCAAUCAUCCUAAAUAUAGAUUCAGAGCAUCUCCAGUGAAUGACAUCUUUUGCCAGUCACUGCCAGGAUCGCCGUUUAAACCCCUCACCCUGAGACAGUUGGAACAGCAGGAAGAAAUUCUAAGGGUGCCUUUUAGGAGAAAUAAAGAGGAAGAUUUGCCAUCAACUAAAGAAGAGAGAUUCCCAGCAGUCCAUAAACCCAUUACUAUUGGUUCUCAGCCGAUGCUCACUGUUGGAACAACCCACAUUUCCAAAUUGACAGAUGACCAACUCAUAAAAGAGUUCCUUAGUGGUUCUUACUGCUUUCAUGGGGGUGUUGGUUGGUGGAAAUACAAAUUCUGCUAUGGCAAACAUGUACAUCAAUACCAUGAGGACAAGGAUAGUGGGAAAACUGCUGUGGUUGUCAGGACAUGGAACCAAGACGAGCAUAUUGAGUGGGCUAAGAAGAACACUGCCAGAGCCUAUCACCUUCAAGACAAUGGCACCCAGACAGUCAGGAUGGUGUCACAUUUUUACGGGAAUGGAGAUGUCUAUGAUAUAACUGACAUACCAAGACAGGUGACCGUAAAACUGAAGUGUAAAGAAUCAGAUUCUCCUCAUGCUGUUACUGUAUAUAUGCUAGAGCCUCACUCGUGUCAGUAUAUCCUUGGGGUUGAAUCUCCAGUGAUCUGUAAAAUCUUAGAUACCACAAAUGAAAAUGGACUUCUUUCUCUCCCCAACUAAAGAAUAAUAAAGUUCAGGGAAAGAAAAUAUCAUUGAAAGUCUUAAUGAUUUCUGACCAUGUGUCUCAUUAUAGAGUUCUCAGCCAUUGGACCUCAUCUAAAGGAUCAUAUAAAAGGACUCCCAACCACUUUGUGAAUAUAUAUGUGUAUAGAAGAGGUUGUUGAUAAACUUCUAAGGCAGGCAUUUGUCUCACAUUUUUUAUUUUUAUUGUGUCUAAUCA